This is a messenger RNA of Neoarthrinium moseri, 2841 nucleotides long. RefSeq lists its product as uncharacterized. The record is from RefSeq and is a predicted model, not a curated record. Bases 1 to 2841 code for a protein of 946 amino acids. Lineage: Eukaryota; Fungi; Ascomycota; Sordariomycetes; Amphisphaeriales; Apiosporaceae. The transcript has a single exon. Gene Ontology annotation, molecular function: protein binding.
AUGGCUCGAUUUUCCGAUAUACCAGUUGAGCUUCUUCUACAUGUUGUCCGUCUGCUGGGCACUUGGACGGAUCUCACCGCUGUCUUGGCAGUGAACCGGUACACGAAAAAAGUCGUCCAACCUUUCAUCCUCGACCAAUUAGCCAACACAGACCUCCUCUCUGUGUACUUGUCUUGGCUGAUUGAUAAUCAACAUGCCGACGCCGUGCAAGCAGUUUUGGACUUUGGCGCAGACCCAAAUGAAAUCCUCAGCCAACUGAAAACACGAUUGAUACUUGACGAGGCUUUCACAUCGUCAUCGUCGCCGUCGCCGGUAAUCACGUUGCAUUAUCGGCGAGCAGGCGGAUUGGAAGCCUCAUUGAAGGAGCCCGGUCAUUGUCGAGAGAAAGACGAUCCUGGUGAGGACGAUCUUGGUGAAGUCUCCAACGGUGUUGCCGCCCCCGGAAAACCAGGACUUUCACGACCAUGGAGGCUCCUUGAAUAUCUAUCGUUUUAUCGCGGCGCUGAUUUUUCUCCUCUUCAUCUUGCGGCUCAGAGAGGCAACGUUGAAAUCGUCGCAAACCUUCUUGGCCGUGGUGCCGAUGUGGAGUCCUUGUCCCUAGAUACCCUAGGGAGUGCUGCUAUGGCAAUGAGAAUCCUAUUCCCUGGCUUGCAGCAAGGUCAGAACACAGCCGAUCAAACACGACCAUAUGUAUACUUCACUCCCCUAUAUAUGGCUGCCAUUUCGGCAAAUAUCUCCGCGGCAAAGUGUCUUUUGGCUUCAGGUGCAUCGGCGAAAAGGUGCAUCGUACCGAAGCACAAUCUUUUGGUCUCUGGGUGGAUGGUGCCCACGACAAUAAUACACCUGGCUGCCUUCGUUGGUUCCUCGGAACUGGUCAAAUAUGUGGUUGAUAAUCGAUAUGACAGUGGGAUAAAUUCGAACGACGAGUCCGGCCUCAGUCCGCUGGCAUACGCCACCGUGAGCGGAAACUUAAGCACCGUGGGGCUAUACCUGCUCCAAAAAGGGGCUAACCCGAACGUUACCACCUCUCUUAAGUGCAGUUUACUGCUUGAGACCUGCUGGCAUGGGCGAUUUGGUGACGCACUGCUGUUACUCGACUAUGGGGUUGAGCUUGGGAAGUCACAAGAUCUUAUUGUGCCCGCUCUCCACGCAUGCUGUAGGACGAAUAAUGGCCCGUUGAGGAUGUCUAGUAAAUGGCAGAGUGACAUCCCAACAUCAUCUGACCGGCAUCUCCGAGCUCAAGUUGUCAAAAGACUCGUGGAAUCCGGUGCAGAUGUCAAUGAGCAGGUUCAGUUUCCUGGUCUGGGUCCCGAUACAACGACCCCUGUACUGCUCGCAGCCGAAUCCGGAUUGGUAGAUGUGGUUGCUGAACUGAUUGCUGCUGGCGCCAACGUUUCAGUUCCGAACGCCAUGCACCGCAAUGCCUUACUGGCGGCUAUGGGGGGACAUCAGGACUUGCUGUCCAAAUACGACACGAUCUCCUACCUCCUCGAACAGGGUUGUGACGUUAACGAGAGAACUGCCUGGGGUGGAACGCCACUUCAUUUACUUGGAACCAUGAGCACAAGGAAUUCACAUAGCUAUUGUGAUCACUGUGAGGAGAUGAUCGGCCGAGAGCUCAUCACACGGGGCACAGAUAUUCACGCCAGAACCACUCAGAGUCAACCAAUAACCGUCUUUCAAGUAUUUUGCAAACUCGGAUCCUACACGCUGUGCAAGGUAUUGGCAGACCUUGGUGCUGCAAAUUCAUUGAAACCUCAGGAGUUCAAAACCAUCUUUCGGAAACUGGUACAGAGUCGCUCUGUUCACCGUACAGAUACCGAGGCCAUCAAAAUGCUUGAUCUCUUACUGAGCCUGGAUCGAACCCGAUCGAUUUUGAAAGACGCUGAUUGCUUUGACUUUGCAGUUUUCAGCGGAGACACGAUAAUUGCACAGAUGCUGCUUGAAAGGAAUUGUUCGCUGGAGUCAAACGGCACUCAAAACUACCACUUCGUGUCCAGGGCAUGUCUAAUCGGAGCGGUCGAGGUUGUGGCGCUGCUUCUCGACCGUGGUGAAGACGCCAAUGAACCGCGGUCGCUCGACCUUCAAGGAAAAACCAGGUUCCAGACCCCUUUAGAAUGCGCCAUAAGGUACAGCCACGACCUGACUGGGUGCCUUCUCGAGCACCGGCAGAAGUCCUUCCAGCUGGUAAAGCUUCUUCUCGACCGCGGCGCGUUCCUUGGUGGUCAUGACCUUGUUCGCGCCGUAGUAAUGCAAUGUAUUGGGUCCGAUUUGUGGGAAAUACUAGACAUGCUGUUAGAACGCUGUGACGUUGGGAUACACUCAGAGAGCGAUAUCAGCGAAUAUCUGGCGGCUCUUUGUGAUUCCAAAGAACGAAGAUGUCAACCAGAACUGCUGCAAGUGUUCUUCAAGCAUUUCCUGAGGGCACCACGGACACUCAAAGUCAUGAAUGCGAACUUUCGCAACCGCUACAAUCAAACUCCCAUUUCCUGGCUGCUUUGCAGGUACGAGCCCUUACACUUCUGUCCAUACGAGGAUUGCAACUGCGGUGAACGUCUGCUGGACUGUAUCGUUGUUCUUAUGUCAGGCGGACAACUAUCAUAUGCGCGCUCGCAAGCAGCUGAAGUGGACGAGGUCCUCACGCAGUGGUGGGAUGACUUGAAGGGGGCUGUUCGCGAUGCUACUUUACAGAUGGGAGGACGCGUCACUGGAACAAGUCCUGGCGGGCGGGGCCGAAGUACCAGGCAUUGUAUAGAAUUCCUGAUGGACAGGCUGGGUUUAUCAAGCGCCGACAUCAGGAACGUGUCGACCCGGGCCACGUUCCUCAAUACAGUUCUAUAG